AUGCAAACCAUAAAAUGUGUUGUUGUCGGCGAUGGUGCCGUUGGUAAAACCUGUUUAUUAAUUUCAUAUACUACUAGUAAAUUCCCAGCUGAUUAUGUUCCAACCGUGUUUGAUAAUUAUGCAGUCACAGUCAUGAUAGGUGAUGAACCAUUUACUUUGGGAUUAUUUGAUACCGCAGGACAAGAAGAUUACGAUAGAUUAAGACCUUUGUCAUAUCCAUCUACUGAUGUUUUCCUUGUUUGUUUUUCAGUUAUUUCCCCAGCCUCAUUUGAGAAUGUUAAAGAAAAAUGGUUUCCUGAAGUUCACCAUCAUUGUCCAGGUGUUCCUAUAAUUAUUGUUGGUACCCAAACAGAUUUAAGAAAUGAUGAAGUUAUUUUGCAAAGAUUACAUAGACAAAAAUUGUCUCCAAUUACUCAAGAUCAAGGUGAAAAGUUGGCUAAAGAAUUGAGAGCUGUCAAAUAUGUUGAAUGUUCUGCAUUAACUCAAAGAGGAUUGAAAACCGUAUUUGAUGAAGCUAUUGUUGCUGCAUUAGAACCUCCUGUCAUUAAGAAAUCAAAGAAAUGUACUAUCUUGUAA
Candida tropicalis MYA-3404 is the source of this 576-nucleotide messenger RNA. It is a transcript of the gene CDC42, whose product is annotated as Rho family GTPase. Gene Ontology annotation, biological process: small GTPase-mediated signal transduction. Gene Ontology annotation, molecular function: GTPase activity; GTP binding. The transcript has a single exon. NCBI's taxonomy places the organism in Eukaryota, Fungi, Ascomycota, Pichiomycetes, Serinales, Debaryomycetaceae. Bases 1 to 576 code for a protein of 191 amino acids. The record is from RefSeq and is a predicted model, not a curated record.